GCCGCUGGUACGAUGAAGUUGACGUUCCAUGACACGACCAACGCUCCCCUAGGAGAUCCGACGAGCCCGUUCGUUGUGGCGACCUUGUGCGUCCUUGCAUCGUCAUGUAUCUACGUGCUUCAAAGCCGCCGCCGCAAGCAACCCAGCGCUGUGGACCUCACCACGUUCCAACUGGAGGACAUUACGAAAGCGAUGGAUUCGGAGCUUUGUGUCGUGGGGACCUUUCCUGGCAGCCCCGACAAGGUGCUUUUAGUUCUCCAGAAGCAGAAGUUCGGUCGCGGGGAUGCCCUUGGGUUGAUCCAUGGGUUAACGUUGCGACGCACUCAUGAGAACGAUGUGUACUCGAACCAUAUUGGCGUGCUGUCGGGCGACAACGAUGCGCUUCGGGUGACCAUGAUCUAUCCCGCGACCGCCGCCCACAUUGCCAAGCACACGGAACAACGCUUCUACAUGGCGGUGGAAACCCAAGCAGUGUACGAGGACAUCACGUUGCCCUACAUUGAGAGCAUCCCCACUGACAAAAUCCAAUGGGUGUACAACAUCCUCGAACGGACGAGCGAAACCGAAAAGCUCUUGUUGGAAGAUCGAGAUGCGAAAACCGGUUUUGUGUUGCUACCCGACACAAAAUGGAACGCGCCAUAUCACGUGGAGGGUUUGUACUGUUUAGCGAUCGUGAUGGAUCGCUCGAUUCGAUCGGUGCGGGAUUUGCGGGCGUCGCAUGUCCCGUUGCUUGAAAAUCUGCGGUAGUUUCGCACGAACGACGACAGAAACGUGAGUGUAUGUAUGCUGUAGGGCCAAAGGCUUGGCGCUAAUUUGGGAAAAGUAUGGCGUGGCCGCAAGCAGCAUUCGGUGUUUUGUGCAUUACCAACCGUCGUACUACCAUUUCCAUGUGCAUUUCACCCACGUCAAAGUGGCGUUUGGUACGUGAGUGAUGACGUGAUCACGAUAACGUCAUGUGACGGCAGGCAUUUCCGUGGGCAAGGCCAUCUUGAUCGAAGACAUUUUGUUCAACUUGUCGGUGCAAAGCGACUAUUACGAACGCGCGACCUUGUCGUAUCUGGUGGGAUCGUCUCAGCACGGCGCGUUUUUCCAAUCGCUUGUGAACGCUAACGUCAUCACGUUGUAAAGCGCUCAUGAUGAUACUAUCACACUCCGGCGUAAUCAGUAAUGUUAUUGGUCAUUUGAUUUCAAAAUGGACAAUCGACGGACCCAAGUAGCCAAUGAAAUGUUCGAAAAAAGACGUUCGACCAAUCAAAUUGCACGUGGGUGUAUUCGGUGGUGCAUUGCCAAUCUUUCUCUAUUUCACAAAGAGUUCAACAUUGC
Messenger RNA from Aphanomyces astaci, 1323 nucleotides. RefSeq lists its product as hypothetical. The record is from RefSeq and is a predicted model, not a curated record. Gene Ontology annotation, biological process: deadenylation-dependent decapping of nuclear-transcribed mRNA. The transcript has 4 exons. Gene Ontology annotation, cellular component: nucleus; P-body. Gene Ontology annotation, molecular function: RNA 7-methylguanosine cap binding; hydrolase activity. Lineage: Eukaryota; Oomycota; Saprolegniomycetes; Saprolegniales; Verrucalvaceae. The coding region runs from base 13 to 747 and encodes 244 amino acids.